Molecule: messenger RNA, 537 nt
Organism: Penicillium hordei
Lineage: Eukaryota; Fungi; Ascomycota; Eurotiomycetes; Eurotiales; Aspergillaceae
Exons: 8
Source: RefSeq, a predicted model, not a curated record
ACCCGAGCUAGUAUCCUCGUUUAUAUCUCUUAUAUCGCCGUUAAUAUCGCUCUAGUCUUUUUACGUACUGAAUCGCUACCGGACUGCUUAGAAUUACCUAGCGUACUUAUCUAUUUUCCUACCCCUACUAGCUUAGCGAGACUAUACGUCUAUAUAGCACUAGAUAUCCUAGGGCUAAUAACGCUUCUAGAGUUAGCGAACUAUUUAUAUCGUAACGGGAUAUUUUCCGGCUAUAAUACUCCUCGAGCCUUUAUAUUAUUCUUAAAUACCGUCGAUCUCGUACGCUAUAGUACGCUGCCUACGGAUAGCUCGGUAUUAUUCUUAGCCUUAUUUACCGGACCUUAUAGACUUACCGAAGACAUUCUAUCGGUAUAUAUAUUAACUACGGUCCUUCGUCCGACCGAAGCUAAUAAGAAAGAAAUAAUAGAGAGACUACCGAAUAUCCUAGAUAAGCUAGGUCGAAUACUUAUAAUAGUUUCCGUAAGCGAUAGUCUUAGAGAUCGCUUACGCGAUAUUAUAAGAGGCUAUCUCUACUAG